Molecule: messenger RNA, 558 nt
Organism: Mesorhabditis belari
Lineage: Eukaryota; Metazoa; Nematoda; Chromadorea; Rhabditida; Rhabditidae
Source: the annotation of a GenBank genome assembly
AUGUCUUCAUCUUCGACUUGCCCUUCGACUCGUCCUCCUCUACACACCGUCACCAAUUUCCCGCCACUUCUUUCCCAUCAACACUAUCCACAAAUUCCCUACUCGAUGCAUUCACCAGUUAUCGACACCGCAACAUAUGCAUCGAUGAAUGGCGAACUUCUGAACGGAGAUGUCGCUCAACAAUAUGCCCAACAAAUCACUCUCGGCUUACACCAAGAUAGUACAAGUACUCGUUCUCAUUCGCGCUCCACCGAGGCCAGCGACACAUCGAAUGGGCCAACUCCGCCAGCAGAAAAUUCACAAACAAAUGGCACUCACGCUCAACCAGUGCCCGCAAAUCCAUCGGCUCAUCUUCAAAAUGGAAACGCUCAACAACAACAGAUGAUCUCUCAAAUGCCCCAUCUUGGUAUGGCUCUUCAGCAAGCGACCGGCAUCGAACCACAACAACUCGCUUCCAAUUUCGCAAACUUUAACAAUCCGGAUAUUUUCAACUUCUCGAACAACUCGAUUAUCGGCUAUCCGGUACUCGGCAGAAUGCCGGUUUGUUUUUGCGUUUUU